GCCCUGUUGACUCGCUUGCCUGGACCCGCCAGCUGUCAGCUAUAAUAAGUUAAAUUGCCCCGUCAUGCUCGCCCGAUGCGUCCACUCGAGUUCGAGUCGCGUUGACAAACUUCACUACAACAUCCGGGCGAAUAUUCGCCUAGGCGAUCGUCAUGGCAAUUCUCCUCUGCAGCAGCGCCUCGCGCGACGACGUGGUAAAUGCGUCGUAGUUCGGUGCAAUGCCUCCAUUUUGCUUUGGCGUCAACUGUAACCACACUGUCGUCCCGUUCGCAGACGUCUCAAGCUUGCUUCUGAGCGCUUUGUGCUGCAACUCGCAAUCUCGAGUCCUGGAAUGCGACGCUCUCUCCAUACUCAGAGUUGCGCCUUCUCUACAAGACAGCCCGUCGAGAAGAGCUUGCAGCGGAAACACUGCGUUCCCUGCCGUGAGCACCACACUCCCUGUUUGCGAUCGUGACAUGGGACCUGGACCUGAAAUGUUCCGAGCGAGGCGUUCGCAGUGGGGUGCGGAGAAUCCUGGGAACACCAUGGCGCUGGCCUUGCUCACGACAAGGGAGAUAGUUCAGGUACCGAACGAUCAACUCUAUUCUGACGCCGCCCAAGACUACGCUGUUGGGCACAAGGCCCAAUACAUGCACUUGCAGCUCCAACAUGACCGCACAGGGAAAUGCGCAUCUUCCUCUAGAGCCAAAUUGGCGCACAAGUCCAACUUUGCACUUCAUUCACAACGAUAAUCGCGACCAGCUGUGCAAGCCGAGCCUUUCCUAACCAUCUCCACAACGCCUCAGCCUUAGCGCUCUUCUGGGCGCACUAAUACGCCGGCCAUGUUCUCAACAGGGUCGCACAAGACAGUAAGCGC
This is a messenger RNA of Cucurbitaria berberidis CBS 394.84, 856 nucleotides long. RefSeq lists its product as uncharacterized. Bases 219 to 731 code for a protein of 170 amino acids. NCBI's taxonomy places the organism in Eukaryota, Fungi, Ascomycota, Dothideomycetes, Pleosporales, Cucurbitariaceae. The transcript has a single exon. The record is from RefSeq and is a predicted model, not a curated record.